Molecule: messenger RNA, 1200 nt
Organism: Chanos chanos (milkfish)
Lineage: Eukaryota; Metazoa; Chordata; Actinopteri; Gonorynchiformes; Chanidae
Gene: lrrc42
Product: leucine rich repeat containing 42
Exons: 8
Coding region: 1-1200 (399 amino acids)
Molecular function (GO): protein binding
Source: RefSeq, a predicted model, not a curated record
AUGUAUUCUAGCGAGGUAUACGAAUGCGGUCCUGUGUAUGUCCGCGAAAAGGGUGAGCUUCGUUGUGUAAAGACUGUAAACUGCGAUGGAGCACGGCAGUAUGCGGGAUGUAAACCUCACCGACUUUUUGAGAGGGACUUCUCCGUGCGGCUAUGCAUUGACAGUACAUCUCAGGCCACCUCAGCCAAGAAUGAUGACCACAUUGUUUUCACUUACAAUAAAGAGGGAAGUUUGCGCUAUACCGCGAAAUCUUUGUUUGACAUCUGCUUGUUGUUUAUCGCCGAAAAUGUCCAACAUGUUGAUUCCCUUGUUGGCUUCCCUGAACAAAUGGCAGACAGACUGUUUGCAACGGCCGAAGAAAAACAAAAAUUUUCAGAUCCUUUGAUUGCACCGAAGGCCUUACAAGUCUUUAGUGAGGCGUACGGGGAGCUUGUUUUGAAGUCACUGUGUUUGAGGGACAGGGGUCCCUUGGUCUGUGAAAGACUAGACGAAAUUAAAACGUUUCGAGGUCUGAGGUGCCUGGACCUUUUUGGCUGCAGACUGGGUGAUCAGCAUGAUAUUUUCAAACACAUCACCUCAGAAGCAUUGAACAGCCUUGUUCAGCUCUCCUUGGGGGGUAACUGCCUCUCAGAUAGAGGCCUUCAGACACUGACGGCUCCAGUUAGAGUGAUGAAGAGAGGCCUUGAGAAUCUGCAGUUACUGGAUUUGUCUUACAACCAAAUCACUGAAAAAGGAAUUGGAUAUCUGACAUGCCUUCCAAAAUUAAAAGGACUCGAUAUCUCAGAGACAAAUGUGAAGUUGGAUGCAGGAUUGAAAGAACUUCUGUGGAAUAAGAUGGGUAUGAUCCUGUCAGAACCACCAGUUGAGACCUUUAGUCAUUCUUCCUGUAAAACAGAGGGCUGGGCUGAGCAAGUUAUAAACCAAUGGGAGAUGAAAGCUGCGGAACUGCCGAAGAAGGAGCCAAAGCCAAGAACAAACGCGCUUCAUUUUUAUGGGAGGACAAAGUUUGUUCGUGAGGCAUUAAACUCCACGCCUACGAAAUGUGGCCAGCGCGUGGGCAAAACGCUCUGGAUACAGUUUCUUAAACCAGAACCAAGCCUCAAAAGAAAGCCGUCAGAACACAGCUCAGGCAUCGAAGGAACGCUCGCAACACAGAAGAAAAGGAAAAGGUUUUCCACGAAUCAAGAACAAAUUCAAUAA